UCCCCCCACCCACCGCUCAAGUAGCCCACAUAACUAAUUACGCUAGUUUAUUUAUUCCAAAAAUAAAAUCUGCUAAAAUUUAAACAUAAAAUAAAUAACUCCAUUCUUCUCUAAAAUAUCAUCCCUUUUAUGAGAAGAUUCCAAAAUAACCCAACAACAAGAGGCUUCCAAUUCCAACGGAAAUUAUACUAAUUUAUACUCCAUUUAUUUUGUGUUUGUGACAAAGAGAAAAACUUGGCAAAAAGAAACUAUAUUUCAUAUUUUCGAAGUCGGUUAAGAAGUCUGAAUUGUUGCAGUUGUAUUUAAAAUAAUUCAUGCCGGUGAAAUUUCAGUAUAGUACAUUGGUUGAGCUAUAAAAGGAAAUUGUACUACAACACAGAAUGAACUACUAUGUUCCCGAUUUUGAGAUGGAAGACGAACAUCACAUAAUAUCUACCUCUUCUCCGAUCACCCGUCACAAGGCAGAAGAUGAGAUACUGGAGUUGUUAUGGCAAGAUGGUCAGAUAGUAGCACAACCUCAAAAUCAACGAAAAUUUCAACCGUCUUCUGCUGCUGCUUCACCACCUCCGCUUCCGAAUUAUCAGUAUCAGCAUCAUCAUCAUCAUCAGCAUCAUCAACAUCAGCAACAGCAGCAGCAGCAGCAGCAACAGCUUUAUAUGGCGGAAGAUGAGAUGGCAACAUGGCUUCACUACCCACUGGAUGACUUGUAUAGUGAUAUUCUAUGUGAAAAUCAGAAUCAGACGAGCACACAGCUUCCUGCAGUAGCGACAACAGUAGUACGCCAACCGCAGGAGAUUAGGCCUCCUGUUGCACCAGUUCGACCGCCUGUUCCGCCUCCUCCAUCGACGACAACGACAACAACGACGACAGCAGGGAGUACGAUGAACUUCCCGCUGUUCUCGAGGAUGCGAGGGAAUAGGGAACUGGAGAGAUUGCCGAGCUUAAGGACGGACUUGACUGUUGUAGAGUCGAAUUCGACGCCAGCUUUGGGGCAAGUACAGAGCAUGGGAGAAGUGUCGUCUGCUUUUCCUAGCAGUGUUGGAGGAGAGAGACUGGAUAAAGAUAGAGGUAGCGGAGGAAAGAGACUGGAGAAGGCUGCUGGAGGGAGUGAUGAGAUUACGGUGUCGUCGUCGUCUAGUGGUGGUCCUACUAAUACGACCACGACGGCUAUCAUCGCUUCCGAAGAUGUCGGAGAGAAAGUGGUCAUGGAGGAUCGAAAGAGGAAGCAAAGAGAUGUUGAUGAAUCUCCUUCCACUGCCACCGCUCAGGAUGUAGAACUUGAAGCUGGUGAUGAUGAAAAGAAACAUUCCCGGGGGUCACACUUUGGAAAGAGAUCUCGUGCUGCCGAGGUUCACAAUCUCUCAGAACGGAGACGUCGAGAUAGGAUAAAUGAGAAGAUGAAGGCAUUGCAAGAACUCAUUCCUCGGUGCAACAAGUCAGAUAAAGCUUCAAUGCUCGAUGAGGCAAUUGAGUAUUUGAAGUCUUUGCAGAUGCAAGUUCAGAUGAUGUCAAUGGGAUGUGGAAUGGUUCCAAUGAUGUACCCUGGAGUGCCACCACAGUAUAUGCCACCAGUGGGAAUGGGAAUGGGAAUGGGGAUGGGAAUGGGAAUGGACAUGGGAAUGAACCGCCCAAUGAUGUCAUUUCCACCCAAUAUGCCUGGUUCUAACUUACCAACCGCUCAGUCGGUAGCAGCAGGAUCUCAAAUUGCUCCGCGGUUCACCAUCCCACCAGUUCGUAUGCCUUCUCUUCCUGGUUCCAAUUUCUCUGCAAACCAAGCCAGCAAUCAGGUGGAUCCUGUCCAUAGCUCAUUUCCUGUUCAGAAUCCUGCCUUGCCACAGCAACCAGUUCAGAAUCCUGCCUUGCCACAACAGCCAAACUUGAAUGACCCGUAUCAGUACAUGGCUUUCCAACAGAUGCAGAUGCAGAUGCAGAUGCAAAUGCAGAUGCAGAUGCAAGCAGUUCAGAACCAAUCAAUUUCCCAACCUGGGUCAAGCAAGCCAAGCACAAGCAAAAGUGAGGCCCAACCUGGGCCAAGCACAAGCAGAAGUGAAGCUGAAGAUGAUCAAUGAUGUAAGCUUUAGCGCCGAGUUAAGCAGCUUAAGCAAGCUGAAGAUUAUUUUUUUGGUACCGCAGUUUGAAGUUUUUGGUUAAAGAGACGGCGAAAGGUUAUUGCCUGCAAAGUUUUGACAAGGACAUGUAGUUUUUCCACCAAGUUCAGUUUCAUUCAGCCUACAGAAAGCAAACACAAAACUAACAUCUGAAGAGGAAUUCUCAUGUAAAUAUUGUCUUCUAGGGAUCAGUUCUCGUUUUUGUUCAGCUUGUGAGUUAGCUUGGUGGGUGCAACAGAAUGCAAAUAUUUUGCAGUUGGUAGAAAGAAAAUGAUAAAACCGUCUUUCUACUGAUUGCGUUGCACAAUAUUAAAACAAGUUAAGCUGAAGUGUACAACUAAUAGACAUAACAGAAGUUCCCAAUGUGCUCAAGUUUGGAAGAAUUUGGCAGUGAAAUUCCGCACUAGCAUUUUUUUU
Messenger RNA from Beta vulgaris subsp. vulgaris (sugar beet), 2525 nucleotides. RefSeq names its product transcription factor PIF1. Lineage: Eukaryota; Viridiplantae; Streptophyta; Magnoliopsida; Caryophyllales; Amaranthaceae. Gene Ontology annotation, biological process: regulation of DNA-templated transcription. The record is from RefSeq and is a predicted model, not a curated record. Bases 381 to 2069 code for a protein of 562 amino acids. The transcript has 8 exons. Gene Ontology annotation, molecular function: protein dimerization activity; DNA-binding transcription factor activity.